Molecule: messenger RNA, 1464 nt
Organism: Debaryomyces fabryi
Lineage: Eukaryota; Fungi; Ascomycota; Pichiomycetes; Serinales; Debaryomycetaceae
Exons: 1
Coding region: 1-1464 (487 amino acids)
Biological process (GO): Golgi organization; endoplasmic reticulum to Golgi vesicle-mediated transport
Cellular component (GO): Golgi apparatus
Molecular function (GO): small GTPase binding
Source: RefSeq, a predicted model, not a curated record
AUGGCUAAGAACAAGAAGAAACAGUCGAAAGCCCAGAAUCUGAACCAGGCUACAUCUAGUCCUGAAAAUGAGGCGCCUCAAAACAAUAAUAAUGGACAAGCUGAACAUGAACAAGUGCUGGAAGAAAUGACCCAAGAGGCGGAAUCAGAUGCUCCAAACUCGACGGAUGAUAAGCAGAAGGAUUUGGAAGCUGGUGAGCUUCAAAAAAAGAUCGAUGAAUUGACGUUGGCGUUGAAAGAGAAAGAUGACCAACUAGCCGAAAAGGAUAAGGCUUUACUGAAGGCUAGCAGUUCAACCGACGAAAAAGCAAGCUUAAAUGGAAACGACUCAUCGAAAGUAAAGGAAUUGGAAGACAAAUUGUCUCAAAUAGAAAAGGAACGGGAUGAAACAAAGUCGUCGUACGACACGUUGUUAAGCAAAUUAUCGUCCAUGAAAUCUGUGUUUACCAAGAUCAAAGAGUCACAGCGCGAGCUUGAAGAGACCAAAGAGACGUUGGAAGAAUUAAGAACCGAGAAUUCUGAAUUGAAGGAAAAGAAUGAAACUUCUGGCAGUGAAAUUGAACGAUUAAACGUAACCAUUAAAAAAUUAACAGAGGAAAGCUCAGAUUUAAAUAGCGAAUGUGAUCGUUUGAGCAGCUCGUUGACCAAAUUGAGAAGGGAAUUUCAAAGCAAAGACGAAUCACUUCUGGAUGAAAAAUACAAUUUGGAAAACACCAAUUCGAGGUUAACUAAAAAGAUCAAUGAAUUGAAACUUGAAUUGAGCGAGGUAACCAUAAGCAGGGAUGAAGCGAAGAUGGAAACCAAGAAUUUAAAUCUUACCAUUGACGAGUUAAAAGAUAAAUUACAGUCUAGAGAGGCUGAUAUCAAGGACUUAGAAGGUAAGAUCACCAAUCACACUCAAUCAAUAUCCGAGAAAGAUUUGGAAAUAGAAGCUCUCAAACAAGACCAUAAAUCCGCAAUUGACGAAUUGAAACAAAAGAUCGAGUCAUUAAACCAAGAAAAAGCUCUGGUAGAUACUAUGUUACAGGAAAAGAUCACCAAGUUAUCCCAAUUAGAAAUAGAAAAUGAAAAAGUCAGCAAACUCGAAGCAGAUGUAAAUAGCAAACAGUUGAUCAUAGGGAAAUUGCGUCACGAAGCAAUCAUUUUAAAUGAGCACUUAACAAAGUCAUUGACCAUGCUUAAGCAACAACUGAGCAACCUGAACAAUACGAUCGACAAAGAAUUGAUCUCAAAUGUUGUUAUAAGUUUCUUACAGUUCCCUCGUGGAGACACAAAAAAAUUCGAAGCUUUACAAUUAAUAAGUGCAUUACUUGAAUGGGAUGAAUCUCAAAGAGUCAGUGCUGGAUUAAGCCAUAAUCAACAAUCUCAACGUAAUACUAAUGAUACAAAUGAGGAUAAACCAGCAAGACAAAGUUUUGUUUCUUUAUGGACCGAUUUCUUAGAAAAGGAAUCAGAGAAAAAAUAG